UUUCUCAUCGUUGAUAUGCGUAAUAUAAUAAAAAAAGGACUCACCAGAAAUUCUUGCCUUUGCGCCGAAGACGUCGAUGUGCGUUUUGCCCAGGAAGAUCAAAAGGAAAAAAUCAACGUAGAUGCUAAUAUAAUCGUUGAAAAGUGGCGUUUGCACAAGGUGCAAUCUCCGAUCGAACUCAAACAUGAAGAAUCAAAUGAGUGCGACCACUUUGAACCUCUUGAGUUCCAUGGACAUUGGGAUGUCGCUGGAUCAGGCAACUUGUUCAAUAACGGUUUUACAGCAACAUUAACUUUUUACGAUCGAGAACUGCCCGUCUUAAAAGGAGGACCUUUGUUAAAUGAUAACUUCGUCUUUGAACAACUGCAUUUCCACUGGAGCGACGAUGACCACAGCGGUUGUGAACAUAUCUUCGAAGGACGAGCAUAUUCUAUGGAAGCUCAUGCUGUUCACUACAAUCAAAAGUACAAUUCUUUUAAGGAAGCCNAUUAA
Messenger RNA from Agrilus planipennis (emerald ash borer), 492 nucleotides. RefSeq names its product carbonic anhydrase 3-like. The coding region runs from base 16 to 492 and encodes 158 amino acids. The record is from RefSeq and is a predicted model, not a curated record. Lineage: Eukaryota; Metazoa; Arthropoda; Insecta; Coleoptera; Buprestidae. Gene Ontology annotation, cellular component: cytoplasm. The transcript is spliced from 5 exons. Gene Ontology annotation, molecular function: carbonate dehydratase activity; zinc ion binding.